This is a messenger RNA of Varroa destructor (honeybee mite), 3694 nucleotides long. RefSeq names its product BTB/POZ domain-containing protein kctd15-like. Gene Ontology annotation, molecular function: protein binding. The record is from RefSeq and is a predicted model, not a curated record. Gene Ontology annotation, biological process: protein homooligomerization. NCBI's taxonomy places the organism in Eukaryota, Metazoa, Arthropoda, Arachnida, Mesostigmata, Varroidae.
GCAACUCACUUACCCUGCCAGUUACCGAUGGAUGCUACCUUACUGCUUAGUAGCGUCUGUUUUUCCUUUCCUGUGCAAGCCGAUCCCUCGCAGAGUGGCAUGCCCAUCUGUUACCCUUUCCCAAUCGCUGAAGAUAUGGCUGAGCGAGCGCUUUAGAUUUUGACCGACUGUUCAGUCAUCUCUGAAACGCGAGCUGUUUCUCGUCGCUUCGGCGUAAAACGAUGCGUAACACGUGACUUUUCCUGACUGUACAGUUGUCGGAUCGGUACAUUUAGCACCGCACAAGAAUCGGCGUGACAUGUUUGUAAAGGCCGAUAAACGUCACAGAAAUAGCUUAUAGGAAGGAGUGUUGCAAUACGCCACUAUAGCAGCAGUGUGCAAAUAUACGGAAACAACAGGCGACAGCUACCUUGCUCGCAGUAUCUUCAUGGUGAUUGUACUUGUUCCAUCUAACGCUUGUUAUUAGCUGCCGUGGCGGACGCUAAUUAGCCUCAACAGUACUACUAAUUAUCGUUAAUUAACAGAAGGAUCGUGACACUUGGUAGCGAAACGUUAGUUUGGUUUGAAAUUCUGUUAUGAAACAAACGGUUUAGUGCGAACGAAAGAAUCGACUGUUCCAGCGACAUCAUACGCUUUCCUAUGCAUUGGCCUUAACGGAGUGCUACGCAGACGGGACUGCACAAACAAUAUAACGUGACAAACUAGCAUUAUCAGUGUGGGUUUUCCAGUAACCACCAUCAUAAUUAUUAUCCGUUGUAAAUGUGUUGUUGACUGAGAUUUGCUAUGCUGAGUGUCUGGGCGCAUAUCUGUGAUAAUUAGUAUUAAGUUAACCCGUCGGACAAUUGAAAUAACACGUAGUUGUAGUCAAGUAAUGUCCCGGGCGUCAUCAUGCGAAAGUCGGGGUGUUGGAGGACAUCACAGUCCAGGUCACUCACCAGCACCUAGCCCGCAUCCGAUCCCAUUAUCACAUUCGGCAUUGUUAUUAAACGGCCAUAACAGUUCAUCGAGGAACACCACAGCCUCUACAGUGACGAACAGGAGCCCAUCACUCAUCACCACUAGCGCUGCACUCCUUGUACAUCUAGCUAGACUUGACAGCUCAUCUACGCACGAUCUGUCCAAGGAGACCUCAGGAGAUUUUCCUGCGCGGAAAGCGCUCCGAAGAUCCGCCACGGCCUCGGCAGCAGCUGUAACGGCGGCCAUGGCUGCCGCCGCAACGGCUUCGCCUCCUGACCCUUCCAGGAAUCCGUGGAUGGACUCGAAGAUUCUUCAUAUGGCGGCCGCGGCCGCAGCUCACGCAAACGCCCAGGCCGCUGGUAGUGUAACCGCGUCAUUGAGUGCAUCGUUAAACGCGACGUCAUUGGGAGCCGGGGCUUCACCUACCGAAUUGUUUGCCGCAGCUCAGCCACCGAAAAUUUCGGGAAUUCCAUGCGUAGCAGCAGCAUCCCGUUAUACGGCUCCAGUACACAUCGAUGUAGGAGGAACUAUAUACACGUCAAGUCUCGAAACGCUAACCAAGUAUCCCGAGUCUCGACUAGGCAAACUAUUUAAUGGUUCAAUACCGAUUGUGUUGGAUUCACUGAAGCAACAUUAUUUCAUUGAUCGCGAUGGCAAAAUGUUUCGUCACGUGCUCAAUUUUCUACGUACCGGGAUCCUUGUUCUACCGACUGACUUCGCAGAAUUAGCUCUGCUCGUGGAAGAAGCACGAUUUUAUGAUAUACCAUCCCUUAAUCGAGCCCUGCAGGAGUAUCAGCUGACUAGCUGCAAAAGCAACGGGGCCAGCGGGGAUGGCUCUUUAUCGACGCCUCAACGUGGCUUCAAAGAAAAUGGGCCGGGACCUGUAAACCCGAAGAGAGCCCGGCUCGAGAAAGCCCGCCUCGAAGAUCAGAGAGAAGAUAUUGGAUUGCAUCAAUGUCUUUCGCUCAGUAUUUCGCCUGAUCUUGGUGAGAGAGUAUUAAUCUCCGGUGAUCGGGCUUUGGUCGAAGCAGUAUUUCCAGAAGUUCUUCAGCCGAUCGAAAGUGCCCCUGGAGCAGCCACUUGGAGUUCGCAGGACAGCAAAAGUGUUCUGCGCUUUCCGCUUAACGGAUUUACGAAACUUAACUCAUUACAAGCUAUUGAGCGGCUACUUAACGCCGGUUUUCAGUUGAUCUCUUCUACGGCUGGCGGCAACAGUGUAGACGGAACGCAGUUCGCUGAGCAUAUACACCUUUUCGGACGGCGAAAUGAGCAACCUCUAUCGCCUCGGAGCAGCCCCGUUAAAGCAGAGUGAUCUGCCUUUUGAGUUGAUAUUGCGCGCAAACGCGAACCUUGCUAUUAUCACUUUAUGAGCCUGGAAAGGCCAGCUAAGAGUAAACGGACGGUUGCAAAGGUUUGGAAUGAGAGUAGUAGCUUUUGCCCUAACAUCAAUACCAAACCACUCUUAUAGUUUACCGAACCGCUGCUGUUAAAUGGAUUUGACAUAAUAAAAUAAGCCAAGAUCAGUCCAUAAAAUGCUAGCGGUAUUAUGAACGACAGUUUGAUUGCAUCAUCUUCAAUAUAUAUAUAUAUAUAUAUAUAUAUAUAGCUUGAAAAAUUGUUCUAUAGUGUUCGUAGGACGUGAAAAAUAUGCCUAAACUAUAACCAUGUAUUGCUCAAUGGCCUGCGAAGACUACGUAGAUCAUUCAAAUUCAAAGACAGCAAAUUUGUGAGUUGUACCUUUUAAAAGAAGUUGAGUAUUUUCUUCGUUCUGUAAUAUAUCAUAGGUUAUUUUUAUUGUUUAUGUGAGGUUUCGGGAACAGUCUGUGUCUGGCUGCAGAAUAGAAUUCCAAUAGAUUGAUAUGGUUUUAGUAAAAGAUUUCUACCCUCGACGCUACGCCUUCGACCUUGAUUUGUCCCGUAGAACAACUACUGAGCUAAUUGUCUUAACAAAGAUCAUGAUAGAAUGUAGACCGUUUUCUUUUAGAAUAUCACCCGUACUGCAGCAAGGAGCACUAAAAUCAAAUACCAAACCACCUUGCACCAUCUACUUUAUUGAGUUGAAUUCAAGUUAACGUCUUUAGAUAUUAAGAGGGUACCGUUGAAGGCUGCGGGAGGGUCUUUAGGAAUCAUUGCAUAAUAUCUUUUAGGUUCUGUUGUUCCCUUUCGGUGUGAGUCCCCUUCGCUGUACAUAAACAUCUACCUGUCAAGCGGCAAGAACGUUCUACUUACAGGACAAAUACGGGGGCAAUCAUCGUAAAUUAGGCGCUCCCCUUAAUAGAUCGUGCAAGUGCCACGCUGCAAUAUGGUGAAUUUGACUGUGAAUGCUAAAUUAUUACGAGGCAAAAACAAAUGUUUAUAGUUUAAUCAAUUAAUUAAAUGAUUAAAACAAGUGGGUCUGAAUUAGGCGAAUGCGUGGCUUAAGUUUGGUGUGUUAGGAUAAGAGUUUAGGUCAGUGAUAUUAAUUCACAACAUUAACUACAAUUAAAAAGAUUAUAUAUAUAUAUAUAUAUAUAUAUAUAUAUAUAUUGAACACAAAUCCUGAGUCAUCAUCAGUGCACACGGAUGUCAAGCUGCCCAGCUGUUAGUUUGUAAUAAAACAAUUAGGUAUAGGCGAAACGUAAAUUCUAACAAUAGUGCUGAUUAUACGCAUUAAAGCUAUCAACGAAACUGUCCAGCACCAUAAUGCUAUGUAAAUAUAUAUAAUUAAAUAAAAAGAGUCAAGGGACUCCCGACUUGA